AUGAUGCCCCUCUCAGGAGGGAAGCACAAUAUGAUUCUCGGGCAUUGCCAUCGACCUCCGCCGAAACUGCCACCAUCGAAAGAUGCAACACGAAGCAGUUCAAAUCAUAAUAUCUACUGAAACAGAUUCGACGUCCGGUACGAGCGUGAAAGGCAUAGUGCCCUUAUAAUGCUCGAUCAACAUUGGCAUAGCCCCCGGCCUUGGGUUCUUAUCAUGAUUACUCCCGUGCAUAGCUAUCCAGCAUCUCAGGGUCCUUGAUGGCAAGAGUCUAGCAUUGUGACAUACUCACGAUGCCGCUACUGCCUUCGGCGGACGUUACUGCAUUGGGAGCAACGCGCUACUUCUCAGCGGUGGCGUUGACCUCCCUGCUGUGGAACCACCUUCUGAUCUUAGGCGAUGAAAUUGAGUUGAUAUGGCGAAAACGACACUGGUCGUUCGUGCAAACGCUCGUUGUGGCGAACUUAUAUGGCGCGCAUGGAGCUAUGAUAGGAUUCGCCUAUGUGAUGAGUGGUAUGCAAGUGCCACUUAGCAGUAAGGUUUGUCGAGGAUUCGGGGUAUUCAUCGGUGUGUAUGGCCUCAUCGGUAUCGGCUUGUUGCAACGAGUCGCACUCCUCACGUGCAUCGUCAAGGUCUGGGACAACAGGAAAAGUAUCAGGGUGGCUCUCGCGAUCGGCCUCGUCAUAUGCUACGGCAUGGGCGCUGCAUUCGACGUUCUGACGAUCAAACAAGUCAUCAAUCUUGCACAGUAUGACGUCACCGCAAGAUCUUGCGGUUUGAGCAGCAAGGCGACGUACUUGCCUGGAAUCUGGGGCGGACAGCUGCUAUAUGAUCUUUAUGUCAUUGUGCUCUUAUUUGUGAAUUCUUUGUCUCGUCCUCGGCGCAGUGACCAUGAGGUCGUGACAAACCUAGUGCGAGACGGUGGAUUGCUAUUCAUUUUCUUGCUCGUCUGCAGACUCGUGGCAUUCUUUAACAACCUCUUUGGCGGGGUAUGUUUCUCUAUCAACGUCUCGUAUCCACACGCUCAGCUAUUUCCUAAGGCUGCAGAAACAUUUAUUGUGUUGAUAUUUGUAUACUCUCUCGACGUCAUCCUAACCUUCAAGUUGUUCCUCAAGUUCAAGAUGGUGGAGGACAAGGUGGCCUCAGACGAGGAUCACAGAAUGACGAUCUCACAAGCUGUCCUUAUCGUGGAAGAGAUCGAGAUGAUGUCCGUCUAAUGUCAAUAUAAGUGUGUAACUCAAGGAGAUUAGAACUGGAGGUUCCUGUGAAAGUCAUGUAGUGAUGUGCCAGGCUCGGCCUCAAGCCGGAAUCCGGCCCGAGCCGAGCCCAAGAAAGCAGAGCCGAGCGAUGCAGCUGGCGCCGGAUCAAUCCCUUUUCACCGUCCUUUCCGCUGUGUCCGCCGCCCGCGACCUGCUCGUUGUAACGGGUGCCGCCGGUACCGGCUUUAUCAUUAUGUGUCCUGUGUCCAGCAAGUUACCUUUGGCUUGUACUACGUACAACGUACAGGAAGAAACUCUGCGGACGCUUGCAGGUUUGCGGAAGGAGCCCGGUC
Laetiporus sulphureus 93-53 is the source of this 1549-nucleotide messenger RNA. RefSeq lists its product as uncharacterized. NCBI's taxonomy places the organism in Eukaryota, Fungi, Basidiomycota, Agaricomycetes, Polyporales, Laetiporaceae. The coding region runs from base 291 to 1214 and encodes 307 amino acids. The record is from RefSeq and is a predicted model, not a curated record. The transcript is spliced from 10 exons.